GUUUCGUAAAACGCCAGCCGCACCUCAAGCCAACCUCUCGCUUUUUCGAGAGUGUCCUAUGAACUCUCUCAUUACGCUCCUUUUUCGCACUGCUUACACUGUCUCCCUCGCUUUGUCUGCCUCUGCCUUCCAAGGGCUUCCCUAUCACCAAAAGCCUUACUACCGUUACUCGCAUAACAAACAACACCCGUGCCUCGAGCUGCCACUCUCUCAUGUCCACUCUGCGCCCAGACGACCGCAAGGGGCGCUCACGGUCAAAGUCGCCCGGUCGCGGACGCGAACGAUCUCGCAGCAAUGUACGGGCGCCUUCGCCAGGACCGCAGCACUACACCCAACCACACGGCUCAUUAGCUGAACAUGCUUAUGGCCAUGGGGGAGCUACCCCGCAGCCGCAAUAUGAGCUUAGGCAACCAGGACAACACCACGCGACACAACCGGGGAGCGAACCCAUAACCAUGGGCAACUAUACAGACCUUCCUCCAGACCAGCGUCCGGCAUAUAUACAACAAGCGCAAGCAGCGGCCCAUUACCAGUAUACUGCGACGGCGGAAAGAGGGCCUGUUUCGCCAGGCAUAUCAUAUGCGCAACCGAACAUACAGUAUGCGACGACCGGUGGACAGUACGCGUAUACACCCGCUCCCGCUACCCAAGGUGGACCUACGCGAAAUCCCUCCGCGAGCGGAGGCUUUCAGUACGCGGCCCCUCCCGACAAGAUUACCUUCACCGCGAAGCCAGUCGUUCCCACAGCUCAGGCGCCUCCGCCCGUACGCCAUGCACCUACCGCCAGCCAGUCAUCUGCGAGUCAGCAUUCGCAACUGCAACCGCAAUCGCAAUCGCAGCCGCAGCAACAGUACUACACUUCAAUGCCUGCGCCGCCACCGCCGCCUCCUCAACCUACUCAACAGCAGUAUCCUCCCCCUCCCCCUGGACCGUACCCCGGACACUCCGAACACCAUCGUACGCCUUCGCACGGCGGACACCCAAGCGCAUACAAUGGCCAUCACGUCGUCGAGGUUACUCCUCAAGGAGGAGGGAAGCUCAACGCUCCGCCUUCGCCUGGGUUACGUCCACAUAGUCAUUCGGUCAGCGGUGGGCGGCCCGAUAACUUGACGAACCGGAUGGAGAGGCUGUCAGUCAGCGGAAACAGGCCGGAUAUACAGACUCUGGUUCCAGGCGGAUAUCAUGGCGGUGGUGAAGGCAGCCUUCCUCCUCCUAGUCCCAUGCUGGAGGCAUAUCACGGUGUCUAUCAGUCCAUAUCACCGAUGCCGCAUGCUUUGAUGCUACCGGAUGAUGAUAUCGACCAUCUUCAACCCCUUGAUAGUCUCUCCCCACGUGGAUCCAGCACGUCCCUGCAUGGAGGAAGACGCCGUGCGCAUUCGUCUGCUAGUCGACGCUCUCCUAGCCCCGCACGCAGAUCCAAACACAAAGACAAGCUGGCCAUGGCUGCAUACGGCAGUCUUGCCGGAGCCUCAGGUCGCGACCGGGAUCGCGAAAAGGAAAAGCGCGUCAAGAUCUAUGAUGCCGAGGAGGAUGCGCUCGCCCUCGUGGACGCCCUCUCCUCCCGCCCACCGGACGCGGACACGCUCAUCGACAUUCUGCCCAUACUCUCGCACGACCAGAUGAUGGAGCUGCGCUCGGAAUAUAAACGCCACUGCAAAGUCCAGGGUCGAGGCAUCAACAUUGCGAAACACAUCAAGCUCAAGACGAGCGGCAACUUUGGCAAAAUCGCCUACGUGACGGCGCUGGGUCGCUACGAGAGCGAGGGAUACUGGGCAAACUACUGGUACCAGUCCGGCAACGCGAGACGCGAGCUUCUGAUCGAAGCACUCAUGGGACGCCAGAACUACGAAAUCCGCGAGAUCAAGGAUGCGUUCAAGGAUAAGCGGUAUGGGGAUAGCUUGACGAGGUGUAUGGAUAAGGAGCUCAAGGCGGAUAAGUUUCGAAGAGCGGUGUUGAUGGCGCUCGAGGGGGAGAGGCAGGAGGAGAGCGAUGUGUGGGAUGUGGAGUAUAGGAACCGCGAUGUGGAUACUUUGUACAAGGCGCUGAAGGCGAGGGAGGGCGGAGAGAGCGCAAUGCUGAAUAUCAUCGUGAUGCGGAGUGAUGCGCAUUUGAGGGAGGUGUUGAGGACGUACGAGAGGAAGUACGGAGGGAAUUUCGCGAGGGAGGCGUUGCGCAAGAGCAAUAAUCUUGUGGGCGAAGUCAUCGCGCACAUUCUCAACGGCGUCAUCAACCGCCCCUCCCGCGACGCCAUGCUCCUGCACCACGCCCUCAUGGACCUCAUCGAGCCAUCCCACUCGCCGUCGCGCUCCUCCUCCAACAAAGAAUCGUCCUCAGCUAAGCACGAGCGCCAGCAGCGCUACGAACUUCUCAUUUCGCGGCUCGUGAGACUGCAUUGGGAUCGCAUGCACCUGGCCAGGGUGAAGGCGGAGUACGAGGAGAAGUAUAAGAGGCUGUUGGAGGAGGAUAUUGAAGAGGCGACCAAGGGGGAUUUUCGGGAGUUUUGUCUUGCCAUUUGUCAGACUGGGCGGUAGGUGGGUGAGAUCGGGUGGAGUGAAGAUCCCGGAUGUGAUGUAGGAAAAGAAAAAAUCAGGAUCUGACACGAUAUAGUGAAUGGGGUAAUGGUACUUGGAUAAGGGCAGGCUCGGGUUUCUUCUGUUGUUGAUACAUGUUGGGAACUGGUUCGGAAAUCUGGCUCUUCCUUUCCGGCUUGUUCGCCAAAGAUGGGAUUUCGAGAUGCUAUGAUACCUACUUGCGAAUUUUUGAUAUUUGGCACAUUCAUCUUCGCCUUCCAUUCGGGGUGCACAACCGUCGCGUUGUGGCUAUCUAGCCACUCUGCAUGAUCAGCUCAUACGAUGGAAGAAGCAUGCCGUUAUUCGCUAC
Westerdykella ornata is the source of this 2880-nucleotide messenger RNA. Its product is annotated as Annexin. Gene Ontology annotation, molecular function: calcium ion binding; calcium-dependent phospholipid binding. The coding region runs from base 213 to 2531 and encodes 772 amino acids. The record is from RefSeq and is a predicted model, not a curated record. Gene Ontology annotation, cellular component: cytoplasm. The transcript has 3 exons. NCBI's taxonomy places the organism in Eukaryota, Fungi, Ascomycota, Dothideomycetes, Pleosporales, Sporormiaceae.